AUGAAGAAAAGUGAAGCCGCCGCCUGUGAUACUCCGGGAUCCCGGAGCCAAAUCCAGGAAGAUUCCGAUACUUUAGACCCCAAAUAUAACUUUAGGAUUGGAAUUUAUGGAUGGCGGAAAAAGUGCCUCUACAUUCUCAUAUUCGUGCUGUUGGUUAUGGUCGUCGUGAAUCUAGCGCUUACGUUGUGGGUUCUCAAGGUCAUGGAGUUCUCGUCGGAAGGAAUGGGCCAGCUCAAAAUAGUUUCAGGGGGCUUGAAGCUAGAAGGCAAAGCUUUCAUCUUGGACAGUCUGAUAGCGAGUAGUAUAAGAUCUAGAGUCAAUCAGCCCAUAGUCAUAGAGUCAACAAGGAAUUUGACGAUGAGAGCUAGGGAUGGAAAUGGAUACGCUAACAGUUGGAUGGUGAUAGGAAAUGACAGAAUGGAGAGUUUAGCUAAGACCUUCAAGAUAUUGGACGAGAAGGGAUCUGUCAUAUUCUCAGCCAACAGGAGUGAAGUCACUGUUGGUUCAGAUAGCCUACGAGUGACAGGUGAAGGUGGUACCAAAUUCACCGGCUCUGUUCAGGCUACGAGAGUCCGAGCACCAGCUGGACAUGAAUUAAGACUGGAAUCCCCCACGAGAACGCUGCAGGUCAGAGCACCGCGCGGCAUCCACAUGGAAUCUCUGGGCGGCAAACUAGACGCCACCAUCCUGCUGGACAUGACCUUCAGGUCCGAGGUGGGGGCCAUCCGACUGGACGCCGGAUCCAUCCUUAUGCCGCUCCUGCCCACGGCCAAGGUCGUGUCGCGGCCUGCGACCGGCAGCAAGCACGACAUCUUCCAACUGUGCGUGUGCGAGAGCGGUAAACUGUUUUUAGCUUCCCCCCACUUGGUGUGUGCUUCGGAGAAUGACGAUAGGCUGUGUCGAUAG
This is a messenger RNA of Phaedon cochleariae (mustard beetle), 906 nucleotides long. The record is from the annotation of a GenBank genome assembly. Lineage: Eukaryota; Metazoa; Arthropoda; Insecta; Coleoptera; Chrysomelidae.